Amborella trichopoda is the source of this 2062-nucleotide messenger RNA. Its product is annotated as BOI-related E3 ubiquitin-protein ligase 1. The record is from RefSeq and is a predicted model, not a curated record. NCBI's taxonomy places the organism in Eukaryota, Viridiplantae, Streptophyta, Magnoliopsida, Amborellales, Amborellaceae. Gene Ontology annotation, molecular function: ubiquitin-protein transferase activity.
UCUAAAACUCACUUUCCCUCGCUAAAAAUGAAAGUUUUAAGGGCUUUGGACCGAUUCGUUGUACCCAAAACCAAGAAAAAUAAAAAGAAAGGAAGGGAAAAGAAGAGGAUGAAUGUGAAUGUGAAUGUGUGCGGGUGAGAAGGGGUGGGGAUGAGAUAUUGAUUCUUUCUUUGGUUUGCUUUCUCCUCUCCUCUCCUUUCCUUUCCUUUCUUGCGGAUUCCGCCUCCCCUCCAACUCUCGCGUUUCUUUCUCAUCGCCAGUCUUUUACUCCCCAUACCUCUCUCUCUCUCUCUCUCUCUCUCUCUCUCUCUCUCUAUGUCAUCUGUCCCUCUUCCUUCGCCACAUCUCUCAUUUCUUCUCUAUAUUUAACCACGCCAUUUGCCCCCCCCCCCCUCUCUCUACUCUAUCAUCAAAUGGCGGUUCAGGCUCAGUACCCAUCUAACGUCCUCCUACCCGACUUCAGAAACAGGAACGGGCAGGAUAGGAAGGAGAUGUAUGGUGUGGUUUUGGGCCCUGAUUAUGCAUUGCCUGGACAGUCAGGGGGAGUGCUUAACCAGUCUCCUGUUUUCAACAAUGCAGGAGUUGGUCCUCCUAUUAUGUAUCAAUCGAGCAACCAAGCACAAGCAGGGCAACAACGAAAACGAGCAAGAGAGACGCCAAACUGUGGUCUAGGACAACAACAAAUGCCCACUGUCAUUAAUUUGGCCGAUCUUCAUCAACAACCCAAUUCGAGUGUAGGGGUCGUCUCCACUGGUUUACGCCUCGCCUUCAAAGACGAGCAACAACCCACCCUCUCUUCUUCUUCUCUCUCUUCUUCUCUCUCCUCUCUAGUUUCAGAAGAGCUCUCUGCCCAGCUUAAGCAACAGAGGGAUGAAAUCGAUCAGUUCCUCAGAGCUCAGGGAGAAGAAUUGAGGCGCGCGCUAGCAGAGAAGAGGCGCAAGCACUGCGUGGCCCUGCUGGGCGCCAUCGAGGAGGGGGUGGCCCGCCGUGUGCGGGAGAAGGAAGCGGAGAUGCAAGAGGCCACCCGUCGCCACGCGGAGCUGGAGGAGCAAGCCACCCAGCUACGCAUCGAGACCGAGCGAUGGCAGUCCAAGGCCCGAGCCCAGGAGGCCGUGGUGGCGACGCUCCAGAUGCGGCUACACCAGGCGCAGGCCCUGGCUCAGGAUCACCGAGGAGGAGGCCACGUUGCCUUCGAGGGGUGUGGCGACAGCGAGGUCGGGGACGCUGAGUCGGCGUUUGUGGACCCACGCGGAGGUCCGUCGAGCGGGGUGGGGUUGUGCAGGGGGUGCGGCAGGGGGGAGGCGCGGGUCGUGUUACUGCCCUGCAGGCACCUCUGCCUCUGCACUGGCUGCGGCGCCGCCGUGGUGGCCUGCCCCCUCUGCAAUGUGCCCAGGAGCCACAGCCUCGAAGUGUUCAUGUCAUGAUCCUUCCAGCCUCUCUCUCUAUCAAUUGGUUUUCUCUCUGUACCAGGUGGGGUGGGGAUCCGUGGUGUUCAUUUGGUGCGUCCCUUUCCCCUCCCCUCUCUUUCUCUCACGUCCGUACGGCACAUUGGUGUCCCAUCUCUCUCUACACUACACAUAUAUGUCCUUUGGGAGGGAGGGCAUUGGGUUCUUUGUUUUUUUUUUUUCUUGAACUCCAAGGUUGGAGCUUCGUGAUCCUGAGCGCGAUGGGUUUUAUUUGUUUAUCCUUGGGCCUGAAAAUUCAGGCGUACCACUUUCUCUCUCCGCACUCUAUUUUCUCUCCCCCCCCAAGUUUCUCAAUCAAUCCAAUCAAAUAUUUGUACUCACUCUCUCUCUCUCUCUUUUGUCUUGCAAGGCCAAGUGUUAGGCUUCCUUCACCUCCCUCUAUGCUUAGGGUGUUUAUUGUUGCUAAGUGCAGAACCCAGACGUACAGUGACCCUGAAAAUGAUUAAUAAUAAAAGAGUACAGUGAAGUUGAAAUUGAGAAGAUCGAGAAGAAAGGGUUAUUUUUUUUUUCUUUUUACCACUGCGUGUAAAUGGAGAGCCCCAAGUAACUUCAGAUUUGUAUAUGAAUCGCUGGGAUUAAACCCUUCUUUUUCUUUU